GUUUCACUUAUAAUAUGAUUACUUAUGAUUUCCCCCUUUUUCUUUAGAAGGAUGUCACACCUAACAACGCCAUGGCAUUUUAACGGUAGACCAACACCACUGAUCUACAACACGUAUUUCCCUUUGACAUUGCAGGAUGGCUACUGAACACCUCGACAUGCAGAUGAUGCAGCAGCUGGUGGUAGAUCCACCCUACCAAUCCUUGGAACCCAAGGUAUCAUACAGACCACGUUACAAAUCGACCGGCGGCAUGAUCACAGGCAUCAUUCAGCUUCUGUGCGGCUUCGUCGUGUUCGUUCUUGGAAUCGUUUGCCAUGCCAUGAACCUGACCAUGUCAAUGGCCAUUAUCGGUGUCUGGGCUGGACUAGGGUUCUUCGCUCUGAGUGGGGUGCUGGGCAUCACUUCAUCACGAAGACAAACAAGUGUUAUCGUCGGCUAUAUGACGAUGUCGAUAUUAUCAGCCGUAGUCGCCUUGGUAGCCGGGUGCACCUACGUCUAUGUCGUAUGCGCUGUCAAAGAUACGUGUCCCAUGCUCGACGAACUCCACUUCGACAUCGGAGUCCCGAAAGACGUCAUCAAUUGCUCGAGACAAGCUGCCGACAUCGCAAUGAAUGGCACGUUGGCAGCCGUUUUCUUCGUGGAACUCAUCGUCGCAGUCAUAGGCUCCUGUAUCACGUGUAGUGGGAUAUUCUGCAACCGGGAAUUAUUAGUCGCCACAGUAACGACAGAUGAUUACGAGUAGUAUCAAAUUCGAUGCUACCACGUUUUACCUACCAGAGAGGCUGAUGAUCGACACACAUUGGAGUUAACGGUACUGGUUCCAGCGAAAAUGGAUCCACGAUCAACUCACUCAGACUGUCACAGUGGCUGAAUGUAGAUUUGAUGCUGUCAACACGUCGAAGACAAAAGACAUUCAUUCAGUCAUUAUAAGAUCAUAUCUACUGAAGUAAAAAAAAAAUUCGAUGUAUAUUAUGGAGAUCUUUCAUUCUCAUUUCGAUAUCUUAUUUUCAAAUCAGAGAGAGAGUCUAGCCUGGUGACAGUUUAAAUUAGCCAAAGUCAGUUAUCUGACGUAGCCUUUAUUUUUUCAUUGGUGCGUAUGUGUCGAAACCUCCAAUUCAUAAAUCUUGGAGUAUCUUUUUUUCGGCCCCAGUAAAGCUCACUUCACUACAUUUCGUCAGUAAGGUAUAUUUGUAUAGCGCCAUCUAUCGUUUCUUUGACGACUCGAAAUUUGAUGCAGCGAUGCCUUCGAUGAUGCAUACUGCUAAAGUAGUCGAUGAUUGGACGUCUGAAAUGAUCACGUGAGAUGAGGAUUAUUGUGUAUGCACGUCGUGAGCACGCAGUGGUGUGAGAGAUAGAGAGAGAGAGAGAGAGAGA
Strongylocentrotus purpuratus (purple sea urchin) is the source of this 1374-nucleotide messenger RNA. RefSeq lists its product as uncharacterized. The coding region runs from base 137 to 742 and encodes 201 amino acids. The record is from RefSeq and is a predicted model, not a curated record. The transcript is spliced from 5 exons. NCBI's taxonomy places the organism in Eukaryota, Metazoa, Echinodermata, Echinoidea, Camarodonta, Strongylocentrotidae. Gene Ontology annotation, cellular component: membrane.